Messenger RNA from Penaeus vannamei (Pacific white shrimp), 1675 nucleotides. The record is from RefSeq and is a predicted model, not a curated record. NCBI's taxonomy places the organism in Eukaryota, Metazoa, Arthropoda, Malacostraca, Decapoda, Penaeidae.
AUGAGCAUCAGCUGCCACGGGAAUCAGGGAGUCCCUCAUCCCCUAGCUGGCAGAUUUACUCUUAACAGACGACAGGCCGUGCGUGUACAGGUCAAGUUUCCAGCCUCCUGCCACUCUCAGGUGGAGUCCCCCAAGGGGCUAGAAAGGGUCCCCUGGGCUUCCUCGUCACGAUUCAUGACAUGCUCUUGGCCACUGCUGCCAUAUAAAAGGGUGAGGACACCUCUUGGCGUCACUCGCAUCACCAUCACCAUGAAGACUGCACUCAUCCUGAUCUCGGUCUUGGCUGCCUUCGCCAACGCCUCGGUGCUUCGAAGCUCUUCCGUGGAGCGAGCGCCAGCCACUGUCCGUGUGAGCGGAAGCCGGUCCUCUCUCGAGCCCCUUAAGCUCACUGUGAAAGCCUUUAACGAGGAGCAUCAGCUUCGUCUGCAGCCUGCCCCCUCGCCCCUGGCUGCGGAAUUCAAGUUGCAGACAACCGCACGCGACAGUCAAGGACGACUGGUCAUUGAAGACGCACCACAUGACUCGCUCGUUCCUGAUCUAUACCAUGACCCCGAUACUGGUGCCGUGGUCUCCGUGGACGGCACUCAGGUGGAAGGCCUCAUAACGCCCACACUUGCCAUCAAGGCAAACGAAGACGGAACUCACCAGGCACAGCGACACCCGAAAAGUAGUCGAGGUGCCCUCAGUGUCACAGCUGAGCUCUAUGUAAUAGUUGACAGCACCCUCGCUCAACUUUUGGGAUCCAACAGAAAAGUGAAAGAGUACCUGUCCGUGUUCUGGAAUGGAGUCAACAAGAGGUUUGCUACCAUGAGUGACCCAAAGAUCAAUCUGGUUCUAAUUGUUCCCGACGAGACUUACAUAAACGAUAAUGUUCUUCUGAAAACUAUAUCCAUGGAGAAAAACACACUUAGUUCCGUCAGCGACUGGCUGUUCCAGAACAAAGCUACCUUGCCUGUUUAUGAUGUGGCCUACCUAAUGACGGGCAAGGACAUGGCUGAUGUUGAAUCUGGCAUGAUUCAGGAGGGUUUAGCUGGCAUCGCCUGGAGAGGAGCCGCAUGUGUUGUGGCCAGCGGUAACAAACGCUCUUUCAACACUGGCAUGGGUGAGGACAUGGGCGCAUACUAUGUGGGCGUAAUGACUGCCGCCCACGAAAUAGCACACAAUCUUGGCUCUCCUCAUGACGGUAAAGAUGGAGCAGAAGCUUGUUCAUGGGACGACGGCUACAUAAUGAGUUACAUUCCAGGCAAAGCCAACAAGCUCUUCUUUUCCUCGUGUUCCCAGAAACUGAUGAAGGAGUAUAUGGCGAGUGACGAGGCUGCCUGCCUUCAGAGCACCCAAGUAGGAGAGAAAAUUCCUCUCUCUUCCAAGCUGCCAGGUGAACUCGUCUCCAUGGACGAACAGUGCCAAAAGCAAACUGGCAAGUCAGAUGCCUAUGCCUCGAAAUCCGUGUCUGAGGACUCCCUGUGUGUCCAGCUGGUGUGCCAGUGGCAGGUGAAGGUUGGCUACAGCAUCUGGACUUACACCCAGUCGACAGGACGUCCAGCCGCCGAGGGUUCUGCAUGCAGGAGUGGCGGUGUGUGUACCAACGGAUCCUGCCAAUAGUAAUUCUUCCAUGCUUCUUUGCAGGAAAGUUUGCUCAUGGUCCAAUAAACACUAGCGACAUAAUCUAUGUGUU